Ailuropoda melanoleuca (giant panda) is the source of this 3072-nucleotide messenger RNA. RefSeq names its product zDHHC palmitoyltransferase 1 (gene ZDHHC1). NCBI's taxonomy places the organism in Eukaryota, Metazoa, Chordata, Mammalia, Carnivora, Ursidae. Gene Ontology annotation, biological process: peptidyl-L-cysteine S-palmitoylation; protein targeting to membrane. Gene Ontology annotation, molecular function: protein-cysteine S-palmitoyltransferase activity. Gene Ontology annotation, cellular component: Golgi apparatus; endoplasmic reticulum. The transcript is spliced from 14 exons. The coding region runs from base 743 to 2209 and encodes 488 amino acids. The record is from RefSeq and is a predicted model, not a curated record.
GUAGCCCGCGCCGUUGCCAGGGGAACGGGCCCAGCGCCUGAAGAGUUCCAGCCCGCCUCGGCCUGGCCGAGCCGUACCGCCAGCCUGCUCCAGCGGAAUCCCGAGGACUUGCCGGCACAGCCUCCGCCGCGCGGCCCGGAAUGGGGCCCCGCCCCGGGCUGAGCCGCCGCCUGGUCCCGGGAAUCAUCUCCGCUGCGAGGGUCUGAAGAGCUGCCUCCCUGGAGGGUGGACGGCCAGGCGCGGGUGCUGAACCACUGAGUGACCUUGGCAGGGCCGAUCUGGCUCGGUCGCCGCGACGCGCAGAUCCCCUUUGUCCCUUUGAUCAAAGGUGAGAUGGUUAGAAUGACUAUCCACUGGCCCAGCUCUCACGGCAACAUGUUUCUUGGGACCACUGGUUUAAGAAAGCAGCUUCAACCAACCCCAUGACGUUGAAAAUUAACUUCGUAGAAUAUCAGAUGCAUCAGCCUCCCUUUGGAGAGAUGGGGACAAGCCAGAGGGCUAUUUUAAGGAUGAAGAAACUCAAGCCACUCAGCUAGUAAGUGCCAGGACUUGAACCGAGAUCUGUUUCCUCCAAAGCUGGGGCUCUUUAUUCACCUUUCACUGUUUCGUAUUGAAGACGAAGCAAAUGACCAAGGGAUUCCACUUGAGUCCCUGAGAGAAAACUAAGGCCACUCCAUUUAGCUUUGAGAUGAGGCUACUCAGAGAUGUUUUCAAGUCAGCAGACAUUUACUGAGCACCUACUAUGUCCAAGAUGAACAUCUGCAACAAGCCCUCCAACAAGACAGCCCCUGAGAAGAGUGUGUGGACAGCGCCCGCACAGGCCAGCGGACCCUCCCCGGAGCUGCAGGGCCAGCGGUCCCGCCGGAACGGGUGGAGCUGGCCCCCUCACCCGCUCCAGAUUGUGGCUUGGCUGCUGUACCUCUUCUUUGCUGUCAUUGGCUUUGGGGUCCUUGUUCCCCUCCUGCCUCACCACUGGGUGCCCGCUGGCUAUGCUUGCAUGGGCGCCAUCUUUGCCGGCCACCUCGUGGUUCACCUGACCGCUGUCUCCAUCGAUCCAGCAGAUGCCAACGUGCGGGACAAGAGCUAUGCAGGGCCCCUGCCCAUCUUCAACCGCAGCCAACAUGCACAUGUCAUUGAAGAUCUGCACUGCAACUUGUGCGACGUAGAUGUGAGCGCUCGCUCCAAGCACUGCAGCGCCUGCAACAAGUGCGUGUGCGGUUUUGACCACCACUGCAAGUGGCUCAACAACUGCGUGGGCGAGAGGAACUACCGGCUCUUUCUACACAGUGUGGCAUCUGCCUUACUGGGUGUCCUGCUCCUCGUGCUGGUGGCCACUUAUGUCUUUGUGGAGUUCUUUGUCAACCCCAUGAGGCUGCGCACCAAUCACCACUUUGAAGUCCUGAAGAAUCACACAGAUGUGUGGUUUGUGUUCCUGCCCGCUGCCCCUGUGGAGACUCAGGCUCCUGCCAUCCUGGCCCUGGCCGCCCUACUCAUCCUUCUGGGCCUGCUUUCCACAGCCCUGCUGGGCCACCUGUUCUGCUUCCACAUUUAUCUCAUGUGGCACAAGCUCACCACCUAUGAGUACAUCGUGCAGCAUCGCCUGCCACAGGAGGCAAAGGGGGCCCACAGGGAGCUCGAGUCAUGUCCCCCCAAGAUGCGGCCCAUUCAGGAGAUGGAGUUCUACAUGCGGACCUUCAGCCAUGUGCGCCCAGAACCCCCUGGCCAGGCCAGGCCUGCCACAGUGAAUGCCAAUCUUUCCCAGUUCUUUGCUACCCGAGGCCAAGUGGAACCCCCACCACCCUCCUCCCCAGAGACUCGGGCUCUGCCCCCCCGGAUCAGACCCCAGAAAAAGAGGAAGCGGCGUGUGUAUAAGGUGCCAACCUCUGGGAACUUGGACCCUGAAUCACCGCUGCCCAGGCUGCCGGGGCCCCGGGCCCCAGGCCGCAACUCUAGCUCGAUGUUGGAUUCUGCGGGCGCCAGCCCAGUGCACGCCGCUGGGCCUGCAGGAGCCUACCACUCGGCGUCAGCCGAGUCCAUGGACGAGAUUCCAGUGGCGCAGACGCGCCUGGGCAGCGCCACUCUGGCUGCCCCUGGGGGUAGGGGCCAAGAGCCCGGGCUGGCGUUGCAGGUGCGUACGCCUGCGGUUUUCGUGAGCCCGAGCAGCGGCGAGCCCGGGGCGCGGGGCGGCCCGGAGGCUGGCCUGGCUUAGUCGGGUGGAGAGGCAGGAAGGCCGAGGAGGAGCGGCCAGCCCGAUUCUCUAUGCAACACCCCCACCCUCGCCGCACCGAGUGCACUUUAGGAGCCCGUUCGGUUGGCGGGAUGGGACCCCUUACCCCACGACUCAGCAAUACCCGCCCCACCGGCCCUGAUGCUCCAAUAAACUUUUUUUUUUUUUUUUGUAAUGCUUUUGUGGACUUAGUGCAUACUUUCUUAAUGGCGAGGGCCACAGGCCAUCCUGGAGCUGGACCGUGGUCAGUCGCCCUAGGCGCGGGGGUGGGAAGGGCUCGUACUUUGAGUCACCACCCAGAUUGUUGUAUGGAAAGGUACACGUGGACCGAAGGCGCUCAGGUACAGGGCUCCUGGUUGUGAAAAGUCCUUGGAAGGCUGCCUGGAGGAGGUUAUUUUUCUUGAAGAUAGCGUUUAUCCUUAAAGAGGGAAAGCAGGCUUUGGGAUCCAGAGGCAGCAGCGGGGGCAGAGACUUCGAGGCCGACACUGGGGUAGAAUGGAAAUAAAGGAGUACAUGGACCCCAGAGGUCCUGGAGCUUUUCCUGCAGUUGGGAUGGCAGUCGGUGUACCAGGAUUCUGGGGCUGGGCACUCGUGAUUCGCUCAUUGUUUCCUCCUGCUCCCAGUGCUCCCGAGUUGUGGCCUGGGGGUCCCACACAUUAAUUGGAGAGCUGUGGCCUUGAGCCAGCUCUAGACCCCACUGUCAUUGAGGGAAGGGACUUCUCGCUCUUCUCCCACCCCAGCUCCCCCCACCCCACCCUGCACCCCUCCCAACCCCCGCCCGCUCCAGCUCCCAAAUGGCCUUCUGUUGCAGCUCUGGGAAGCUUCAUCUCCCCUGUGGAGGUGGG